ACAGAGGUCCCUUUAAAUCAUCCCUUUCUCAAAUCCCCUUGCCCCUUCUUCUCCCCAGGAUCCUUCAUUUCACUUCUUUGAGUUCUUUCCCACAUCAUAUUCUUUCCAAUUUUAACCCAAAAUAACCAAAACCCAGAUCAACAAACCAUGCAAACCUACGGCUUAACCAUCCCGGGAGCCGAUUCCCGCCUCUACAUAACACCCAUCUCCACCCCCCGACCCUUACCCGACCCAAAACCCAGUUCCUUACCACUGUUCCCGUCCCGGACCCGGUUCGGGUCGGUUAAGGCCAAGGCGGCGACGGUGAACGGUGCGGUGGCUGCGGCGGCGACGGAGGAGAAGGCGAUGUCUUUCUAUGAGCUGCUGGGGAUACCGGAGUCGGGAUCGAUAAGGGAGAUAAAGCAGGCGUAUAAGCAGUUGGCGAGGAAAUACCACCCGGAUGUGUCGCCGCCGGGUCGGGUCGAGGAGUAUACGGAGAAGUUUAUUCGGGUUCAGGAGGCGUAUGAGACGUUGUCGGAUUCGAGGAGGAAGGCUAUGUAUGAUCAGGAUAUGGCUAGGGGCCUUCACCUUGCUUUCUCUGCAAGGAGAUAUCAGUGUGAUGAGGGCAUGAAAGUAAAAGGCGACUGGAGAAAUCGCUGGGAGAGCCAGCUUUCUGAGCUGAAGAGAAGAAGCUCAUACACGGAUGAUCGACAAAACAUGUCAUGGGGAGCUAGAAUGCGGCGGCAAAGAGAGGGACUAUCUGAUGAAGUAUGAAUAAGUUAUUUUCUUAUGGAUUAAAUACUUGUGACACCCUAUAUUUUAAGUGUAAAAACAGUUUUGUCCUUCUAUUUUCAAAUUUAAUCUGUAUAUCCUUUAACUCUUAUUUAGAGAUCUAAUGUAUAUAAUGCUAUAUGAACAUACUUUGCUUGUGGUUGGUUUUAGAGAGGAAAAUGAAUCUGCAAUUUAGUUGCCAUUGCCUCUACCGAGCAAAGAUGGUACUUGUAAUAUGAUCAACCAGAUGGAUGUUCAAAUAGAAAAUUGUACAGUAGUUUUUCUGAUUUGGACAACCCUAACUGUAGGCAAGGUUAUUUACAUAAAGUUUUGUUGAUAAACUUGGUCAUAACCCAUUUUCAGAUUUUCUCUGUAUUACUUGGCAAACCUUAUUGCAAUAAUGCUGAUCAAGUCGAUCUUUACAGAGGCUUUAGCCCUAC
Argentina anserina (silverweed cinquefoil) is the source of this 1190-nucleotide messenger RNA. RefSeq names its product chaperone protein dnaJ 20, chloroplastic-like. Lineage: Eukaryota; Viridiplantae; Streptophyta; Magnoliopsida; Rosales; Rosaceae. The record is from RefSeq and is a predicted model, not a curated record. Bases 148 to 753 code for a protein of 201 amino acids. The transcript has 2 exons. Gene Ontology annotation, cellular component: chloroplast.